AUGAGUAGAUCGCACAUCCGAGUGGACGUUAACACCAGGACCACGGUCCUUUGGUCCGCACGUCAGAUACCGCUCGGAGUCCCACUACCAUCGUACGGUCCUCCGUCCAUCUUCGAAAAGCUUAAGACUCGCAAGACCGCCAUGGGGGCCACCUUGCUCGACAUCAUACAGUCCGGCGUGGAGAACCUUGACAGCGACGUCGGCCUGUGCGCCCCGGAUGCCGAGUCGCACACGCUGUUCGCCGGCCUGUUCAACCCGGUGAUCGAGGACUACCACGGCGGCUUCAAGGCGACCGACAAGCACCCGCUCACGAACUUCGGAGACCUCAGCACCUUGGCCAAUGUGGACCCCGACGACCAGUUCGUCGUUUCCACCGGCGUGCGCUGCGGACGCUCGCUGCAGGGCUACCCUUUCAACCCGUGCAUGACGGAAGCCCAAUACCGCGAGAGGGAGGAGAAAGUGAGGUCGACUCUGCGUAUGCUGGAGGGCGAGCUGAAGGUCACCUACUACCCGCUGGACAAGACGCAGCAGCAGCUCAUCGACGACCACUUCCUCUUCAAGGAGGGCGCCCGCUUCCUGCAGGCGGCCAUCGCUGCCAUCAAAACCACCAAGACGCAUUUGAGAAGUGUGUGCCGCUACACACACGAAAAACACUUCACUGGGAAAAGUUUCAAAUUGACUACACUGGCACUUCAGUUACCGGAACAGACUCUCAUCAAAAUAUUCUCGUGA
Messenger RNA from Ixodes scapularis (black-legged tick), 732 nucleotides. Its product is annotated as arginine kinase Pro c 2.0101-like. The transcript has 3 exons. Gene Ontology annotation, molecular function: creatine kinase activity. Gene Ontology annotation, biological process: phosphocreatine biosynthetic process. Lineage: Eukaryota; Metazoa; Arthropoda; Arachnida; Ixodida; Ixodidae. The record is from RefSeq and is a predicted model, not a curated record. Bases 1 to 732 code for a protein of 243 amino acids.